AUGACCCUCAAAAACCCUCAGCACCCGGGCAAGCACCGGAGGGAAAAAGACCACUCAACAAAGAGAAAAUCACCAGAGAAGCUUAGGGAAUGCAAAAUCCAAUAUGAAAAGAAAAGCUACAAAAAGUUUCAACCUCAGUGGCGAGACCGCUGGAAUUGGCUUUGCUACGAGGAGACAAAAAACAAGGUUUACGCUGAGGUGAACAGAUCAAUGCCCACAGAUGCAGACAAGAUGGGCAAUGUCUCAGCCAAAGCCAAACGCUCCAAGAGGGCCUCGUCGGAUUGCCUGAGAGUGCACGUGGAUGAGCUGGAGCGGGAGUUGCGCAACAAGGACAGGGAACUGGCUGCUAAAGAACAGCUGCUCAAAAGUCUCGAGGAGAAGCUGGCCACUCAGGAACAGACACUGGCGCUCCUAGGACAAGGGAUGCGAGAAAAGCAACAGAACGGGGAUCAAACGACUGGCGGCGUCAAGGAAACCCUGGAUAAGAGGAAGGGUGCAAAAGCCGGAGUUUCUGCAGAACCGACGUCCAGAACGUAUGACGGGAGCCUCCUACCAAAGUUCAACUUUGACAAGGCCCGAGUACCCAAAGAUUCCAGUGUGACGAAGCAGCUGGUGGAGGCUUUGAACAAGAACCAGUACCUGAAGUGCCUGGAGCUGCAGCAGCUCAGAGACAUGGUUGAGUGCAUGUACCAACGUAGUUACAAGGAGGGGGAGUACGUCAUACAGCAAGGAGAACCUGGAAACCACCUCUUUGUCCUGGCGGACGGCAAGCUAACAGUGUUUCAAGAGGACAUGCUGCUUUCGUCGAUGGCACCGUGGACGGUGUUUGGCGAGCUGGCUGUCCUCUACAACUGCACACGCACUGCUUCCGUGCGAGCUGUGAGCCCUGUACAUACCUGGGCUUUGGACCGAGAGGCUUUCCAGAACAUCAUGAGGCGAACGGCGGAGACGAGCCAUGACCGCUACCGGAACUUUCUGCGCAGUGUGUCACUUCUGGCUAAUCUGCCUGACGACAAGCUCAGUAAGAUCGUGGACUGUCUGGAGGUGGAAUACUACAAGAAGGGCGACUAUGUGAUCCGUGAGGGUGAGGAGGGCAGCACCUUCUAUAUCAUCGCUCGAGGAAAGGUGAAGGUGACGCAGAGCACAGAGGGGCGCGCGAGCCCUCGGCUCAUCAAUACGCUUCGCACGGGCGAUUACUUCGGAGAGAAGGCCCUCAUAAGCGACGAUGUCCGCUCCGCGAACAUCGUUGCGGACAGCGAUGAUGGAGUGGAAUGCCUGCUCAUCGACAGACAGACCUUCAAUCGGACAGUGGGAACGUUCGCUGAGCUCCACGACUUCCUCCGAGGUUACGUUGCAACACUCGAUCGGGACGAUGCCGAGCGCCGUGCCAAGAAGUCGACGUCUCGCCGCCGUAGCGAAACACCCCCACCCGACGUACUCCGCCUCAAGAACGCAGCUGCCACCUUGUCCCCGUCCAACCCGCUGGAGCGCUUGGAUGUCGUCGCCACGCUGGGCGUCGGUGGAUUCGGCCGAGUUGAACUGGUGAAAGUGAAGGGUGAGGAUGUGACAUUUGCGUUGAAAGUGAUGAAGAAGCAGCAUGUGGUAGCCUACCGGCAGGAGGAGCACGUCCACUCAGAGCGCUGCAUCCUUGCUGAGGCUCGCUCGCCGUUUGUCGUACGACUGUUCCAAACAUUCCGAGAUGACAAAUAUGUCUACAUGCUGCUGGAGGCAUGUCUCGGAGGAGAAGUCUGGAGUCUUCUGCGAGACCGGGGGAGAUUUGACGAGGCCACCGCCAAGUUCUGCGUGUCCUGCGUCACCGAGGCUUUGGAGUACCUGCACCGCGAAGGAAUCUUAUACCGAGACCUCAAGCCGGAGAACCUCAUGAUGGACUCCGAAGGAUACAUCAAACUGGUGGACUUUGGUUUUGCAAAGAAGUUGCGCGGAGGCCAGAAGACGUGGACUUUCUGCGGAACCCCUGAGUACGUGGCACCGGAGAUCAUCCUCAACAAGGGUCAUAAUUUCAGUGUGGAUUUCUGGUCUUUGGGUAUACUGUUGUUCGAGCUUCUGACUGGCAGUCCUCCUUUCGCAGGAAGCGACCAGAUGGCCACGUACACAAGUGUCUUGAAAGGUUUGGACAAGAUGGAGUUCCCCAGGAGCAUCAGCAAGAGGCCCGAAGACCUCAUACGCAAGUUGUGCAGGGAGAAUCCGUCUGAGCGACUCGGAAACUUGAAAGGCGGAAUCGGCGACAUCAAGAAGCACAGGUGGUUCAGUGGCUUCAACUGGGCGGGGCUAAAGGCUCGCACGCUGGCAUCUCCCAUCAAGAGACAUGUGUCGGGUCCUCUGGACCACAGUCAUUUUGACGUUUAUCCUCCCGAUGACAAGAUUCCUCCAGAUGAGCACUCAGGAUGGGACGCUGAUUUCUGA
Messenger RNA from Nerophis lumbriciformis (worm pipefish), 2424 nucleotides. NCBI's taxonomy places the organism in Eukaryota, Metazoa, Chordata, Actinopteri, Syngnathiformes, Syngnathidae. The record is from RefSeq and is a predicted model, not a curated record.